Messenger RNA from Arachis ipaensis, 654 nucleotides. RefSeq lists its product as uncharacterized. NCBI's taxonomy places the organism in Eukaryota, Viridiplantae, Streptophyta, Magnoliopsida, Fabales, Fabaceae. Gene Ontology annotation, cellular component: plasma membrane. The record is from RefSeq and is a predicted model, not a curated record. Gene Ontology annotation, biological process: defense response to other organism.
AUGGAUGUCGAGCACUCUACUAAUGGUGCCAGCACUGCCACAGCAAGUAGGACCUCAUCAGGCAAUGGUGGCUGCAUCCGGAAACUGAUUUUGGCUCUGGUUUUAGUGUUUGUUCUUUUGAUGGUGAUCUUCAGCAUAGUUUGGUUUGUCAUGGACAUACAAGAACCCACCUUUCAAGUCACCUCAUUCUCUGUCUCCAACUUCAGUGUCUCGACCACUCAACUAAGAGGGAAGUACCAAGUGGAACUAGCCAUAUUGAACCCCAACAAGAAGAUCGAAGUUGUGCUUGACCAUUUCAAUGUGUUGGUGUACUAUGGUCAGGUGGGGCUCUCGGUGGCUGCGACGAAGCCUGUGUACCUUGAGAAGCUGGCCAACAAGACUGUGGUUGUGUCCUUGGUCGUGAGGGACUCGCCCAGGUUCGUGCGCAAGGAAGUGCCAGAGAAUAUGGUUAAGGAAUGGAACAAAGGAGUGGUGAACUUCGACGUUAGAAUGGUGGUUAGGGCAAGAUUUGAAGCAGGAAUCUUGCCAAGCAAGGAAAAGUUCUUGGAUGUUUUCUGCGGGGAUCUUGAUGUGGGGUUCUUCUCUCCAAAAGACAGUGGCAAGCUUUUGGGUAUAGGAAAGCAUUGCCAUGAGGCUGAAGAAGACAUUGAUUGA